Messenger RNA from Manduca sexta (tobacco hornworm), 1920 nucleotides. RefSeq lists its product as uncharacterized. The record is from RefSeq and is a predicted model, not a curated record. The transcript has 5 exons. Lineage: Eukaryota; Metazoa; Arthropoda; Insecta; Lepidoptera; Sphingidae. Bases 1405 to 1794 code for a protein of 129 amino acids.
AAUGGUAGAUGUUUGAUUGGAAGUCAUCUAUCAAGGACAAAGUAAAAUCUACCACAACUUGGAAUAUUCAAUUCAACCAGUAAAACAUACAUUCUGCGUCGUUCAAGAAAACCUCCUAAUGUACUUGUGGGUGGCGAAAUAUACUAUAAGAGUGACAUAGCUAUCGCUCAAAAUAUUUGCAGACCACGACAACUUGUAUAUAAAAUAGAACCAUUUUUUCUGCACAGCAUAGUAGCUGUUAAUAAAAGUAAAUUACAUGAUGUAAAUAAAUUACAGAGUAAACAUUUUGGUACCGAAUGGCAAGGUUUAUCGGAAUUAAGUUUAUAAAGAAAUAUUAUUAAAACAGGGGGCUUUACGAGGAUAGGGUGAAAAGUUUUCGGCCUAACCUAAAUAUAACGCUAGCAGGUCAAAGUUUUGGCUUGUAUUCUAUAGUACUGUUUCCCACUAGCUUAUAUUUAAAUUGUCAGGUCGACUUUUUUGUUAGUAUACGUUUGAGAGCCAAUAGAACAAGACGCCUCGAUUGCUUGCAUAAAAAGGGAAAACUCAGAGCAGCGCGCAGUCAUUAAAUACCCCUAUUUAAAAGACCUAACACCAUUUCAAAUUAAAGAAGAGCUGGAUUCAAAAGUCGAACGAGCACUUCUGAUGAACCACGUUCAGGACGCCCCGUUGACGUCACUUCUCCGUAAAUUAUUAAAAAAAUCAUAAAAUGUCGAUGGAGGACCGGUGAUUAAAAGUGACUUUGGCUACUAGGACAUCAACUGAACGUGAACGCAAUAUUUUACAUGAACAUUUCAGCAUAGAGAAGCUCUGUACUAGGUGGGUGCCGCGUUUGCUAGCGGUCGAUCAAAAAUUGACCCGGAAAACUGUUUCAAUCGAAAAUUUGGCGCUCUACAAGCGAGACCCCAGCGAAUUAUUGCGUCGAUUUAUAACAGUGGAUGAAACUUAGAUUCACCUCUACACUUCUGAAAGUAAACAACCGUCGAAACAAUGGAUUGGGCCAGGUGAACCAACCCCAAAGAAGGCAAAAACAAUUUUAUUGGCGAAUAAGUUCAUGGCGACUGUGUUUUGGGAUGCGAAUCGAAUUAUCUUCAUUCCUUAUUUGGAGAAGGGUAAAACCAUCAAUGGUCAAUACUAUGCAGAGCUAUUGCAAAGUUUGAAGGACUAGUGAAAAAUAAACGACCACACAUGGCGAAGAAAAAAAUCUUGUUUCAUCAUGACAAUGCAGCAUGACAAAGCAGAAUUUUAUUCAAUUAAUACGACUUUCCUUCUUAUUCUAGGAAAUACUACGUCAACUUAUUUCGGAGUCAGCUCACAUAUUAGAAAAUAAAUCAACUAAGACGAAUACCAAUAUGUUGAAAUCCAAAGAAUGGAAAAAUAUAACAAAUAAUUGAACUGAACGAACUUAUGGGAAGAAAUCGAACUAAUGGAGAGAUCAAAUUGGCUUGGAAGCGGAUGAAAUUGGCAGCCAAAGCCAAAUUAUCUCUCCACAGAAGAGAACAAUCUCAGACGGGAAGUGGCAAAAAACCCCCGUCACCUUCUCCAGAGGACUUGGCAGUCAUGUCUAUUGCUCCGCAUGAUUUUGCUAUAGAUGUGAAUAAUUAUGAUAGUGAUGCUGUGAUUACAACCACACUUGAUUCAGUUGCAGGCACUAGCUCUGCUACUGAUCUAGCUAUAUUACCUGUUGAUGAUAUAGAAUCAAAUAACAAGGAAAAAUCAGUUAUUGAAGAAAUAAAAAUAAAACCAAAAAAGACAGUCAACAAAGACAAAAAAGUUUCCCAAAAAAAGAGCGAAUAAGUCCAUCAGGCUAUUAUAAAUAGCAAUGUAGAGUUUAAGAAGAAACAACUAGAAAUGUUGGAGGUGGAGCACAAAUACAAUAUACAAAUUUCACAAUUAAAAAUAGAUAAACUACAAUUGCAAAUU